UCUGUUCAGCAAGUAACUGCUCGUUUGCCUCAAGAAACAUGCAAGAAACAGCACGGAUGUAAAAUUGAAACAUCAAAACUGUAAUAGCGAAAGUCAAUUACGGACUCAAAUUGAGCAACAUUCAGAUUGAAAUGCUUAUUACGUAAAGCUAAAUUACAACAAAAAGUUUCUAUCUGUGAAACAUUUCCAUUUCUUUCCUACUUGCGGUAUUCCUUACAGAGAGGUUGGCUUUCUAGGAUCGUUCUGCACGUAAGGAAUUUGGUAAAGCAAGCAGACGAAAAGCUUAAACAGAUACAGAAGACUCAUUCAAAAGGCCAGAAAUCUUGAUUUUACUUUCAAAAUCGAUAGGUAAAUUCCUUGAAAUUUCCUCACUUUGGCCUGCAUUAAGCUACAAAAUCGAGCAUUAAACAAUUUAGCAACUCCUUAAAACACGAUGCUCUCAUUCAUUCAGUAUCUUGCAAAAACAGCAGUACUGUACAUUUUGAUCUGAAAUUCUCUUUUCAUAGAACUUCAUUAGAACUAUUAAUUGUCAAAAAACUUCCUUCUGUUGCAUCUUGAUCAAUCUAUGUGACAUUUGAAUGGGAUGUUUAGCAAUAUUAUUUGAAUAAGGAAUUGAAAUUAAAACCAAUCAAAUAGAUCAUGUAACGAUAAUCUUUAGAUCAUGUAACAAACAAUCGUUUCCUCUGCUGAAAAAUUGCCGACGACUUUAGAUGCCAUUAAAUUUCCCAACAUCUUCGUGAAAUUCCCCAAUCGUGAAAAGGAUCAAUGUACCCCCGUGCAUUUUUCUUACUUUCGUUUAGCUGAGAUACUUUGCGGCCACCAGGCAUUACAAAGAAGCUGAUUUAACACAGGUAAAGGAACUGGCGUAGCAAGCAUUUCAUUUUUUAUAGAAGAUGUUGAAGAUGAUUAUUGUAACUGGAUUAUCUUUUCCUAGCACUUUGUAUUUGCAUUAAGGAUCGUUGGCAUUUGAUCAGCUGCCUUAGAAGGGAUUCGCCAAUGUGAAAGAGUUGUUGGUCAAACCUACACACAAGUUUACAGUUUACAAGGAAGAAAGACAAAUGGAGAUGAUGAUGCUUCAAAAAAUUGCAAUAUUGAUGGCUGUUAUGCUCGUUUAUACUUCAGGAUUCGGAGCAGAGGGCUUUUCUGCAAAAAGUCAAAUGCUGCAAGCAAAAAAUGCCACAAAUGCAUCAGCCACAAUCCCAUCGGCAUUCGAAAAGGCACUUAAUCAGACCGGACACUCCUUGGCGAGAGCGUUGCUUUUUCGGUAUCCUGAAUUGUUUAAUGUUGCGAGCCAAUUGGUUAAUAACAGCUUGUCCAGUAGUAACGAUUCUACUCCCGUUAACAUAACUGAUAUUUGUUUAUCAGCAAAGAACUUGCUUAAUAUAAAGAAGGAUAACUGCAAGCCCCCUUUUAUUUCAGGAGGCAUACGGCGGCUAUGCCUGAGAAUUGCUAAUACCACAAAACAAACGAAUGCAACAUCAACACAGUCAUCGCAUGAUAUCUGCAGUUCGUUGAUACUCGCACCAACAACGCCGGCCCCUUUGAAACAAGUUGGAAGGAAGAGGCAACUCGUUGUAAGAGAUUUUUCAAUUAAAGACGUGAAAUCCACAAAUGAUACUGCUCCUUCAAUGUCUGGUAGGGGAGUUACUACAAUAGAUGGUAUAGUAAGUGAAAACAAGAAUACCACAGAUGUAAACACCACAACGACACCAGCAAAAGGGACAGAAAUUCCAUACACGCAUCCACAUUUUUCAACCACUCCAAUGCCUAUACCGAUACCAUUGUCAAGAAAAAGGAAACUCCCAGACCCUUUUCCAAUGCCAACACAUCGUCCUAUUCAUUUUGCUACGAAUUACUUUUUUCUUGCAAUAAAGGUUAUAGCAAAGACUGUAAUAAUUACCUACAAGGAACGGUGUAGAAAAAGCAACGGAGAAUAUGACAGUAUUAGUAACACAUGUCGAAUUCCAAUUACUGACAACAGUGGUGCCAACCAAACAAACCAGAAUAACGUUUCUACUAAUUACACUGUGGUACAAUAUGAAAUGCCAUCAUCAUCCAAAAGACCCCUCUUUUUACUAAGCAUGAUCGGAAAUGUUUUCAGCAUCGUCUGCUUGAUUGGCCUGUUACUUUCUUAUUCACUCAUGAAGACAAGUCUCUCCACCCUUGACAAGAGUAUCAUGUGCUUGUCUUUCUGCAUGGCCUUCUCGCACACACUGCAACUGAUGUUGUUCUGGCUGGGUAAAAAACCGGGAUGGUGCAAAAUAAUAGGCAUCUUGCUUCACUGGUCAUUGUUAACUUCUUUCAUGUGGAUGGCUCUCAUAUCAUAUAGCUUUUUUGUGACAUUUUCUCGCCUGCUCAUUGCCACGAAUCGCCAGAAGAACAGACGUUUCAGACAUCACUUCCUCUUUGCUACGUCAAUACCAACCAGCGUCACACUGGUUUGCUUUUUUCUGGGAAUUUCAAAAGAAGAUUUCUCUGGCUAUGGUGCUAAUGGUAUAUGCUUUGUGUCAAAAUUUUGGGCAAACUUAUUUGCAUUCGUAGUCCCAGUGGCUCUCAUUCUGGUUAUGAAUGUUACAUUCCUCACAUUCACUGUUUUUAAGAUACGGAAAACGAAGAAAGAUAACGACAGGGCUUUGAGAUCCAACAACAACAAAACCAAAAGGAAGAAGAUCGUUAUUGGACUUAUAACACUUAAGCUUUCGAUACUUUUCGGCAUAGGAUGGCUGCUUGGGUUCCUUGACGGUUUCAUCCCCAGCAAGAUUCUCUCUUACAUGUUCAACGUGAUUGUAUCUACUCAAGGCAUAGCUGUGUUCAUCGCUUUUGGAAACAUUAAACAUCUUUUUGAAAAAACCGUUUGGAAAGUCGUGAGAAGAUCAAGAAACAGCAGCAGACUUACUACCAUCAGCCAUUCGUUCACAAAUCCAAGAUACCGAACUACCUCGUUGUAGUUUUGAUAAUGGUCAAGGCGGUGUGGUCAGAGUGCGGGUCACUUUCCACAAGCCACCAGGAACUCAGCUUUCUAUCCUUUCAAAGUCUGUAAAUGAGUACCCAGGGUAUCCGUUCUAGAACAUCAUCAGCUAACAGAAAUCUGCCACAAAACUAGCUUGCUUACCAUCUUUUCAAGGUAUGAAAGACUGCUAACAAUGUAGUAAACUUAUUUUAAAGUUAGUAAACUACUUGAUCAAUACUUCUCUUCUAGAAUUACUAUUUUAAUGUUGUUUGAAUGACAUAAAACAUGCCUUUGAUAAGUUGAGAAGAUUAGGAUGCCGCUCUGUCAUCGUGUCUAAUUGUCUGUAAAACUCGACAAAACUCUUGAAUCAGAAUAAUGUCUUCAAGCCACACAAACGGUAUUUUAGCGAAAACUGCGAUCUAGCAUGGUGAAGGAAAAAUUACAUCGUAUAGUGACUAAUUCAUAUUGCCUCAUUUGCAGAAUCAACAUUCAGUAACAGUGCUUGGGCCAAAAAGUAUAUUGUUAUGCGUAAGCAUUGAAGGUGUAUAGAAUUGAGGUAUACUAAACAAGUUGUCAUACCAGAACGGAAACUUAGCAGUGCACAAAGAAGCUAAUCAGCAACAGGAGAUUAGACUUCUUCUUGGCUUUCUUAAAGUUGAGUAGACUUAAGCCCCAAACAUAUCAGUUGGCCUCAAAUAUACUCGGCUGUGUGUCCGUAGGUCCGAACACGAGAAAAAAAUGUAUAGAGCGUCAAGAAACUGUUCUCGAUCUUCAAUGGUUGACAAGUUCAAAUGCAUUCUCAAUUGUUAUCUGUCAUCUGCUUAAUCAAACAUUUAUGAUAUUACGAUUGAUGUAAUCUUGUUACCAUUAUUCUUGUGAAUGGUAUAUAAAAUUUAACGCCAAGUUUAUCGACAAGACCAAGUUUUAUGUUAUGGUAUAGUUGAUAAAGUUAUUGUAAACAAUUAUAUAUUUUUCAGCGUACAAAAAAAAUGUCAUGAGUAAAAAUGGUCUUCAAGUUAGGUAAUUUAAUUAGAAAAUAGUUCAUUCCUUCAUUCUCUUUUAAUUUGUUUGAUUAACUAUUUGACUUGCUAUGAUUAUUGCGUUUAAAUAUAUUUAUAAUGUGCUCUAUUGUAUAUGAUGUCUUUAAAAUAAACAAUAUCACUCGAAGAAGCCCCAACUAAUUAGUAAUUCUAAUCUUUUUGUACCAAAAAUGUCAUAUUAGUAUUUUUAUACCAAAACCAUUACCUGGUAAAAACUCACUUCUGGUGACUCAUGGACCCACAUAUAUUCAGAAUAAAUAACAUAAACAUUAAAAGUUUUAUUAAAAGUAUGGAAAUGCCUCAAAGCAAUUCCUGUCUAUUUCACAGUUAUACUAUAGUUCUCUAGUAAAUUCCUCGGGAAAACUAAAGAAGUAAGCCAUGAAAAGAAUGCCACCAUGUAAUAAUUUUCCCUUUAUAGGUAUCUUAUUGUUGGUGACACUACAAAUUCAUAUGAAGUGCAAAUUAGACUAAAUCAUGACCCUGAAAGGUGGUGGAAUUUAAGGGGGUUACAAGUAGCUGCCUGGCUCUCCAAAUCGACUUGACUUAGAAAGUUUUCCACAACAAUAAAAAAAAUUAGGAAAUGAAUAAAAAGCCACUCUAACAAAAAACAUGGAAGUUUUGCUGCACUCGCCCCACAACUCAAAAAUCUGAUUUUUUGCCUUUGGCCCUGAAGACGUAGAGCCCAUGUUUACAAGAUAAAGGCAUUUUGGUUUUUUUGCAUAAUUUGGAAUCUGUUGUUGUCCCGAUCCCUUACGUAAUAGGAUCACACAUGCAUGUAGUAGUAUAAAAAAUGGUGUCUUGUAUUCAUAACAUAUAAUUUGACGUACGUAUAUUGCGAUAGUGACAAAAAGUGAUAAUUCAAAUUAAAAAGAAAGGUCUUUUCUUUAUUUUGCCCUACUGUCAAAAUAAAGUUCACAUAUUUUCGAC
Molecule: messenger RNA, 4917 nt
Organism: Rhopilema esculentum
Lineage: Eukaryota; Metazoa; Cnidaria; Scyphozoa; Rhizostomeae; Rhizostomatidae
Biological process (GO): G protein-coupled receptor signaling pathway; cell surface receptor signaling pathway
Cellular component (GO): membrane
Molecular function (GO): G protein-coupled receptor activity
Source: RefSeq, a predicted model, not a curated record